AUCACAUUUCUCCAGUAGAGACCAUUUUGACUCGUUUUCGGACACAUCAAACAAACCAUGGCGGCGGCGGCUUCUCUCCGAUCUGUAAACCCUACACUGUCCCCACGAACCCUACCAUCUCCCAACAGAUCACCUUCCUUCCAAUCACCAUUCCUCAGAUUCGACUCCUCCGCCUCCUUCAAUCCCAAACCCCUCGUCGCUCGCUCCGCACCAUCACCCUUCGUAACCCGCUCCGCCGCCGAGGCGCAGGAGAGAAAGACCUUCCACGGCCUCUGCUACGUCGUCGGCGACAACAUCGACACGGACCAGAUCAUCCCCGCGGAGUUCCUCACCCUCGUCCCGUCCAACCCCGACGAGUACGAGAAGCUCGGCUCCCACGCGCUCGUCGGCCUCCCCGCCUCCUACGCGGACCGGUUCGUCGAGCCCGGUGAGACGAAGACGAAGUACUCGAUCGUGAUCGGCGGGGAGAACUUCGGGUGCGGGUCGUCCCGCGAGCACGCGCCGGUGUGUCUCGGAGCGGCGGGGGCGAAGGCGGUGGUGGCGCAGUCGUUCGCGAGGAUCUUUUUCAGGAACUCGGUGGCGACGGGUGAGGUUUAUCCGCUGGACUCGGAGGUUAGGGUUUGCGAUGAGUGCAAGACGGGUGACGUGGCGACGGUGGAGCUGAGGGAAGGGGAUAGUGUUUUGAUUAAUCAUACGACGGGGAAAGAGUAUAAGCUUAAGGCUAUUGGUGACGCUGGGCCUGUGAUUGAUGCUGGUGGUAUCUUUGCUUAUGCUAGGAAAGCUGGCAUGAUUCCCUCUGCAGCUGCUGCUUGAUUUCUCCGACAGGGUCGGUCUCAGUGCAUGGCGAUGAGAGUUCUCUUACCACCUAGAAGUAUCUUCGAGGGUAAGUGAUUCUCAGCUUCUAUUCCAGUCUUCUUUUCGUGUCGUCCAAUAAAAAAGAACAAUAAGUAGAUGUAUGUUUCAAGAAUUUGUGAACCUUAAUCUAUGUUUUAAUCUAUGUUUUAUGGAUGUAUAUUUGACUAUUGGUUUAGUCUCUUUUGUUUCAGUUUA
This is a messenger RNA of Raphanus sativus (radish), 1050 nucleotides long. RefSeq names its product 3-isopropylmalate dehydratase small subunit 1. Lineage: Eukaryota; Viridiplantae; Streptophyta; Magnoliopsida; Brassicales; Brassicaceae. Gene Ontology annotation, molecular function: hydro-lyase activity. The coding region runs from base 58 to 813 and encodes 251 amino acids. The transcript has 2 exons. The record is from RefSeq and is a predicted model, not a curated record.